This is a messenger RNA of Drosophila busckii, 2912 nucleotides long. RefSeq names its product GPI ethanolamine phosphate transferase 1. Gene Ontology annotation, cellular component: endoplasmic reticulum membrane. The record is from RefSeq and is a predicted model, not a curated record. The transcript is spliced from 2 exons. Lineage: Eukaryota; Metazoa; Arthropoda; Insecta; Diptera; Drosophilidae. Gene Ontology annotation, biological process: GPI anchor biosynthetic process. Gene Ontology annotation, molecular function: mannose-ethanolamine phosphotransferase activity. The coding region runs from base 40 to 2520 and encodes 826 amino acids.
UUUAACCAAUAUUGAAAAUCAGAGAAAAAUAUCGUUAAAAUGUUACAUUUCCAUUAUGGAAAACAUAACAUUCCAUUGUGUGCGCUAAUUUUGCAGAUUAUGUUGCUAGCCACAGCGUAUGUAAUUUUCUUUCAAUCCACCAACGCACCAAACUUGGAGCCGCAAUUGAAUUUGGUCAAGCCAACACCAGCAAAUCGACUUGUGGUAUUUCUUGUCGAUGAUCUGCGUUCUAAAGCAUUCUUCGAGCAGGGCUGCAGCAAUGUUCCGCAUUUACGAGAACUUUUCCAGCAGCAAGGACAAGUGGGUGUAACGCGCUCACUAGCGCCCAGUUUAAAAUCUUCCGGAUAUGUGGAUCUAUUCUGCGGUUUGUAUCAGACACCGGCAACUUUGCUACGGUCACUAUGGUCAAGACAAGAAGUCAACUGUGUUACAUUCAAUCAAGAUGUAUUAAGCUAUGUCUGGGCAUCUCAAGAAUUCUUUGAGAAAUUUCCACAGUUAUAUAAGGCAGGUGUUAUACCAAGUCAUAUAACAGGCUAUCAACUGGAUGAUUGGGUUUUACAGUCUCUGAACGAUUUUCUAAGCAAUGAAGCUACAUUGCUGCAAAAGACGAAGCCAAUGGUGCUGCUAGUGCAACUCUUGAGCUUAAAACAUUCGAAAAGAUAUCGCGAGACUCUAAACUCGACGCAGUAUAACGUCUGGCGGGCUUAUCAAGGAAUGGAAAGAGCUUUUCCAGAUGGUCUCACCAGCUAUUUACUGACCUCAGAUGGCCAGAUGCAAGCCGAAACUCCCUUUUAUCUAUGGGGAGCUGCUAUACCGUAUAUAGAACAGAGUCCAGGCCGCAGUUUUAUGGCCAAUGAGUUAGGUAAACGCCUACCAUUGCAGGUCUUACAGCAAGUACAGCUAACCCCUUUAAUGAGCACACUAUUGGGUCUGUCGCCGCCCACAGCUAAUCAAGGACGCUUGCCUGUGGAACUUAUUAAUGCCAGCAGUCGCUUAGAGGCGGAUGCAUCAUAUAAAAAUGCUUUACAGCUAAUACACCAAGCGGCACAUGUAGUCCGGCUACAGCAGCGUGGAGUAUUUUCUAAACUGAUGUCCAGCCACUGGUUGACACUGGCGCUGAUGGACAACUUCAUCUUCAGCUGCAAUCUAUUGUGGGAACAACAGCGUUAUCUAGCGCUCAAAGAGUACAGCAGCAACUAUGUGCCAACUAUUUUAGAUUGCCUGGCAUUUUACAAGGGUUAUUAUCGACGUGGAAUGCUGUUUGCCACCGCCUGUGCUUUUAUGGGCAGACUGCAUCAGUUACGUUCGCUACCACCUUCGCCAAGUAGUCGUCGUUCCAAGCUAUCCUGCGUCGUGUACAGCUUGAGCUUUUUCCUACUUUUACUUGUACUUCUGCAGCGCCUAUCCUGGCUGAUGAGCGCAGUGUUUUUGUUGCCUGCACUUAUUUGGACACUGGCGCAAAGGACGCGGGCAAAAGGCUCCAAGGGAUUAUCCUGCCGCCAAUCGACGGGGCUCAUAUUAUUCGCCUUGUGCUGUACCAGUGGCUUCUUUCAGCGCAGGUAUAUAGCUGCUCUAUAUUUUGGAUACAACUGCUACUACAACCGCCGCAGCUUUUUGCUACGUUCUCGCAAGUUCUACUUAUGGCUGUCAUUGGUAAGCGCACUCACAGGAUUAUGUUGGAUUCCGCCGUCACUGGGCUACAGUCAUCGUUCUAUACUUGUAAUCAGCCUAUUAGUAACCCUAGCGCAACCACUGUUCAGUGGCUCCUUGCGCAAAAUGCGCCGAAAUAAUCUGCUUUGCAAUGUCCUUGUACUAGUAACAGCCGUUCUGCAUGUUAUCUAUAGUCCACAGCCCUGGAUGAUGCAUUUUAUAGCUCGUGCCUAUUUAUGCUAUGUGCUUUAUCCGCGUGACAUCCAAAAUGGCAUGCAAACUAUCCUGUACAAUCUUAGCACAGUAUACGCGUUAAUCUGCACAUCCUAUGAAGCUGUGGUCAUACAGUCACUUUGCCUAGAGCUACAAUUGGGACUAUAUCUGAAGAACGAGCGCCACACAGCUUUAAGCCCUCGUGCCCAGGCAAUUCAUUUGUUCUUAUACAGCUACUACUCAUUUUUUGUAAUUGGCGAUAUUAUGGCUAUUGAUGGAUUUCGAUUUUACAUGCGAUUUACAGGGUUUGGCUGCUACUCGACGUUUAUAAAUAUAUUACUCAUUAUCCUAAAGUUACUACUGCCGCUGCUCAUGAUAAUUUGUGUAAUUAGCACUAAUUGCGCUGAUUUUUGGUCCUUACGUCGUCGCAUAUUUCAGAAGCUACUCAUUUUAAGCAACUCCAUGGCUUUAUUCUUCUUAUUUCGAUUACGUGAUUCCGGCUACUGGUGGGAAAUCUUAGAAAGAAUUGGGCAUUUUGUUAUUGUACAGAUUUUACCAUUUGUAUUAUUAAUACUAUGUUUGGUAUCUCAUACGAUAUUAGGCGCAAGUGUGAAAAGUUCUUUGCGUUUGCCCAAAUGGAAUGCUUAUAAUUACUAACUAGAAAUAUCAAAACAUUCUACUAAUAAAUGUCGUUUUAAUACGCUUUGCCAUUUCUAAAAAAAAAUUGGAUUAUACUACUGCUGGGAGAGCAAGUUUACCUUUACUUUCUGAUAAGAACUCUAUUAUUAACGCCAAAAUGUUUAAAAUGAAUCAUAUCCAAUUACUAUACAAACGAUGGGCAGUUUUUAUACUCUUUUAUAUUUCGGUAAUGGAAAAGAGUUUUGAAAAAGAUUAUAUACGUAAAAAAGAAAACAGCUUGAGAUGACCGCCCCAUUGAAUUUGAUAAUGACAUUAAUAUUAAACGCAACAUACUAUACAAUGCUACACAAAAAUGCGUCUAAAUGUAAAUGUAGUAAAUUACUAUAAGUGAUAAAAUCAAAUAAAUUGAA